This is a messenger RNA of Trachemys scripta elegans, 1935 nucleotides long. It is a transcript of the gene KYNU, whose product is annotated as kynureninase. The transcript is spliced from 16 exons. Gene Ontology annotation, molecular function: pyridoxal phosphate binding; kynureninase activity. Gene Ontology annotation, biological process: NAD+ biosynthetic process. Lineage: Eukaryota; Metazoa; Chordata; Testudines; Emydidae. Gene Ontology annotation, cellular component: cytoplasm. Bases 322 to 1737 code for a protein of 471 amino acids. The record is from RefSeq and is a predicted model, not a curated record.
UUUACAUAGAAAACACAGGUCUGUGGAAAAAGCUGUUCUUAUCAUAACACUGUUUGAGUGCUUAAGAACUUCCUCAUUCUUUGUCUGAAAUGGCUGCUAGCUGCAGGCUUCCUUAAUUUUGGCUGCAUCUGUUCUGUUCGAAAACAGGAGACUGCCAAUAGCCACCGGGGAACAGCUUCAACAGGAGAAAUUGAGGAACCACCUCUCCUGAGAGGAGGGAGACCCCUGUUCAAAUCCUUCCCCCUCCCCUCCACCCUGGGCAGAGAAUCGUGAAUUGAGCCUCUGUCUCCCACAUCCCAGGUGAAAUUAAAUGACUUGAAAAUGGAUUCAUCUUCUCAUGAGUUCCCAGUGACCGUUUUAGAACAAACUGCCUCACAGCUAGGAUGCAAUCCAGCAGAUCAGAAACUUGCUUUGCACUUAGAUGAAGAAGAUGAACUGAAACACCUCCGUGAAUGUUUCCAUAUUCCAAAAGUCAAGGAUCUACCUCCAACUGACCUAACUUUAGUGAAUGAAAAUGAAAGCUGCAUAUACUUUGCUGGGAAUUCUCUUGGACUUCAGCCAAAAAAAGUUAAAGCUUACCUGGAUGAAGAGUUGGAUAUGUGGGCUAAAAGAGGUGUACAUGGUCAUUUCAAUGGUAAGCGCCCAUGGGCUUUUGGAGAUGAGUGCAUCGUGGAGCUUAUGGCUGAUAUUGUGGGUGCUCGAAAGGAAGAAGUAGCCUUAAUGAAUGGCCUGACUGUUAAUCUGCAUCUCCAGAUGUUAUCUUUUUUUAGCCCUACUCCAACUCGUUACAAAAUUCUUCUAGAAGCCAAAGCCUUUCCCUCCGAUCAUUAUGCUGUUGAGUCUCAGCUUCAGCUUCAUGGACUUGAUGUGGAGAAAUGCAUGCUCAUGAUACAGCCACGCAAGGGGGAGGAGACCUUGAGAAUUGAAGAUAUCCUUGACAUAAUUGAGAAGGAAGGGGACUCUGUUGCUGUAAUUUUGCUGAGUGGAGUGCAGUACUACACAGGACAGCUGUUUGACAUCCCCAGAAUAACAAAGGCUGGCCAAGAAAAGGGUUGCUAUGUUGGCUUUGACCUGGCUCAUGCUGCUGGUAAUGUAGAAUUGCAUUUACAUGACUGGGGAGUAGAUUUUGCCUGCUGGUGUUCCUACAAGUAUUUAAAUUCUGGAGCUGGGGGCCUGGCUGGUGCCUACAUUCAUGAGAAACAUUCCCAGACUAUAAAACCAGCGCUAAUAGGCUGGUGGGGUCAUGAAUUCAAAACUAGAUUUCUCAUGGAAAACAAAUUGCAACUAAGUCCUGGAAUCAAUGGAUUUCGGUUAUCAAAUCCUCCAAUGUUAUUGGUCUGUGCACUGCAUGCUAGUUUAGAGGUCUUUGGUCAAACUACAAUGAAAGCACUGAGAAGGAAAUCCAUUCUGCUAACGGGUUACUUGGAGUAUCUGAUAAAGCAUUACUACAGUGAGGAUAAAGCAAAUCCAGAGAAACCCUUUGUAAAAAUAAUCACACCACCUCAGAUUGAGGAAAGAGGAUGCCAGCUCACACUAAUUUUUUCUGCUCCAAUCAAAUCUGUAUUUAAAGAACUGGAAAAAAGAGGAAUAGCUUGUGACAUGCGAGAACCAAAAGCUCUUCGUGUUGCCCCAGUUCCUCUCUACAAUUCUUUCCAUGAUGUACACAGAUUUAUUGGAAUCCUGGGAUCUGCAAUUACAUCUGCAAAACAGGCAGCAAACAAUGCUGCACUAUCCUGAUCUUAUUGAUGGCUCAACUGUAUCUUUUAAUCUAUUUCUGACUAAGAUGCAUUUAUUCUUCUGAGCAAUUCUGUCCUUCUAGUAGACUAGGCUAUAUUCACUGCAAUUUGCAACAACAACAACAAAAAGGGGGUGGGGGUGAUUGAAUAGUUAUUUACAACAGACUGUACUUUUUAUUAAAGCUAAUAUUUCCUCUUU